CGUGGGUCCCCCACAGAGUCACUCAGGACUAUCUUACUGAGUGUAAUCUCUUUGCUUAAUGAGCCAAACACGUUCCCCCCUGCCAAUGUGGAUGCAUCAGUCAUGUUCAGGAAAUGGAGGGACAGUAAAGGCAAAGACAAGGAGUAUGCUGAAAUUAUAAGGAAACAGGUUUUGGCUACCAAGGCUGAGGCAGAGAAGGAUGGUGUGAAGGUCCCCACUACGCUGGCAGAGUACUGCAUCAAAACUAAAGUGCCUUCCAAUGACAACAGUUCAGAUUUGCUCUAUGAUGACUUGUAUGAUGAUGACAUUGAUGAUGAAGAUGAGGAGGAGGAGGAUGCUGACUGUUAUGAUGAUGAUGAUUCUGGCAAUGAGGAGUCGUGACUUGUUCCCUCUAUGCCCCUGUACUGCCCUGCCAACUCAGGACAGAAGGGAGCAGCAGUAACCUAGCAGCAGUCCAGCAAAAAAGCAUGGGGGGGAAGGAUCAAACAAACUUUGUCUCCUGCUGUCUCCUGUUGUAUGGAUUUGUUUGCUCCUUUUUUUAUGGACCUCUUAGAGACCCUCCACAGAAUGUCUGAAUUCUUGCAUUCUUAACCCUUUCAUCACUGUAUUAUGAUUUCUUUUUUAAAAAUAAACUCCCCUUUUCACUUCUCUACAAUGUGCUCACAGCGAAACAGGUUUGCUUAUCUUUAGAUUCUUGAAUUAAAUACAGUCUUGCAGUGAGAUGUUAAAUGUA
Mesitornis unicolor (brown roatelo) is the source of this 733-nucleotide messenger RNA. Its product is annotated as ubiquitin-conjugating enzyme E2 R2-like. The transcript is spliced from 3 exons. NCBI's taxonomy places the organism in Eukaryota, Metazoa, Chordata, Aves, Mesitornithiformes, Mesitornithidae. The record is from RefSeq and is a predicted model, not a curated record. The annotation marks the transcript as partial.